CGCUUCCUCAACGGGGUUUUUGAGCGACUGUAAGAUUCAUUCCCUCCUUUUUUUUUUGUAACGGCCUUGUUACUAAGAGAGAGAUUACAGUUACAGAUAGAUCACGAUUGGUGAUUUUCGUUGCGUUACGAUUUAGAGAGAGAGAGAGAGCACUGAAUCCAAGGCUCGUGGCUUUUCUACAAUUAAAUUCUCAUUUAGAGCCACUCUUCUUCUAAGUGUGUGUGUGUGUUCUGUUUCAGAGAAGAAGAUUUAUUCAAGCAUUGACUUGGUUAGAAAGAAAGCUAGAGAGGUGAUGACGAUAGGAGAUAAUAUGUAUGAAGAGUUAUGGAAACUAAGUGCGGGACCUCUCGUUGAUGUUCCUCAAGCUGAGGAAAGAGUUUAUUACUUCCCUCAAGGUCACAUGGAACAACUUGAAGCGUCAACGCAACAAGACUUGAAUACUAUGAAGCCGCUUUUCGAACUUCCUCCUAAGAUUCUAUGCAGAGUCAUGAACGUUCGUCUUCAGGCUGAGAAAGAGACGGAUGAAGUGUAUGCUCAGAUUAUGUUGAUGCCUGAAGUAACUGUUGAUGAGCCUAUGAGUCCUGAUCCUUCACGUCCUGAGUCCCAAAGGCCAAAGUUUCACUCUUUCACCAAGGUUUUAACUGCAUCUGAUACAAGCACCCAUGGUGGCUUCUCUGUUCUAAGGAAACAUGCCAACGAAUGCCUUCCUCCCCUGGAUAUGACUGAGCAAACUCCGACCCAGGAGUUGGUAGCUGAAGAUGUGCAUGGUUAUAAGUGGAAGUUUAAACAUAUUUUUAGAGGACAACCACGGAGACAUCUUUUGACUACAGGAUGGAGCACCUUUGUCACCUCAAAGAGAUUGGUUGCUGGGGACACCUUUGUUUUCCUCAGAGGGGAGAACGGAGAGUUGCGUGUUGGAGUCAGACGUGCUAGUAGUCAUCAACAGAGCAGUAUGCCUUCAUCAGUCAUAUCAAGUCAUAGUAUGCAUCUUGGAGUUCUUGCUACUGCAUACCAUGCUACUCAAACCCGGAGCAUGUUCACCGUUUACUAUAAACCAAGGACAAGCCAAUUCAUCAUUAGCUUGAACAAAUAUCUGGAAGCCAUGAACAAUAAAAUCUCUGUAGGGAUGAGGUUUAAGAUGAGGUUUGAGGGAGAUGAUUCCCCUGAGAGAAGAUUUUCUGGCACAGUUGUUGGUGUUCAAGACUGCUCCCCUCACUGGAAAGACUCAAAAUGGCGAUGCUUGCAAGUUCAUUGGGAUGAACCUGCAUCGUUUACAAGACCAGAUAAGGUUUCACCAUGGGAGAUGGAGCCAUUUGUAACUUCAGAAAACGUUCCCCAAUCAGUUGUGAUAAAGAAAAGACCCCGUCAUGUUAACGAAGUAUCUGCACUUGAUGUUGGCGUACCAACUUCAAACUUUUGGAGUUCUGCAUUGACACAAUCCCAUGAGUUUUCACAAUCAUGCAUCACGAGGAAUUCUCCUCAGCAUUAUUCUGAUUGGCCAGUUAGUCCUUACUCAACACUCAACGGUCAGAUGGUUUUCUCAGCCGAGCAGAAGAAGCCUGAGACUACUGCUAGUUGUAGAUUAUUUGGAAUUGAUCUGAUGAGUUCCUCUCCACGGCCUCCCGAGGAGAAAACUGCAUCCAUAAGGCCAAUAAACAUAGCUAAACCGACUCUGGACAGCAACGCAGACCCAAAAUCCUCUGAUAUUUCAAAACUAUCAGAGGAGAAAAAGGAGGAACCUGCUCAGGCAUCACCAAAAGAGGUUCAAAGUAAGCAAAUAAGUUCGACAAGAAGCCGUACCAAGGUGCAGAUGCAAGGCGUACCAGUGGGCAGGGCUGUGGAUUUAACACUAAUAAAUGGGUACAGUGAGCUUAUAGACGACCUUGAGAAGCUGUUUGACAUAGAAGGUGAGUUGCAGAGUCGUAAUCAAUGGGAAAUAGUGUUCACAGAUGAUGAAGGAGAUAUGAUGCUACUCGGUGAUGACCCAUGGCCUGAGUUCUGCAACAUGGUGAAGAGGAUAUUUAUAUGGUCAAAAGAAGAAGUGAAGAAAAUGACUCCCGGGAAUCAACUCAGGAUACUGUUAACGGAAGUUGACAAAACAAUCUCCAAAACAGAGAACUAUUCCAACUAAUUUCUUGACACUCUCUGUGUCUCAUUCUUAUCAGCUUUGUCUUGGAAACCACGUCUUGUCACAACAAAAGUAAAGGCUUAAAGAGUGUCUCUCGUUUUUUAAGCUUCUUGUGGAGAAAGAAUGCUCAUGGGUUUCUUCUAUUUUUCAAGGUAGGCUUUUGUAAGUUCUAAUUAUUUUUCUUGUUAGAAACUUGUGUGUGUGUGUGUGUGUGUGUAAGAGAUACGACGAUGUAACAAACAGAGAAGUAGUCAAUAAGAUUGUGAAUAACUGGGGAGAUGUUUGGAUUAUUUAAGAGGGAUCAUCCUCAUGUCUCGUCUAAGCCUU
Eruca vesicaria subsp. sativa (arugula) is the source of this 2455-nucleotide messenger RNA. NCBI's taxonomy places the organism in Eukaryota, Viridiplantae, Streptophyta, Magnoliopsida, Brassicales, Brassicaceae. The record is from the annotation of a GenBank genome assembly.